AUGAAUGAUAAUGUCAACUAAAUUUCGUUAAUCGGUGCGAUUCUUACUUUGGGUGAUUCGUAAAAAUGUACCUGGAAGAAUUGCAUUGUUGAAGUCGUAAUGUCCCUCACCUAAAUGAGAUCCAAAUAACGGUCGCAACUGGAGGUUUUGCAAGUAAGUGCACUGAUGCAACGAUUUCAAUACUGUAGAGACAUGAUCACAAAGGAAGGAUUCGAGAAAUACAAUAAAUUUUGUGAAUUCUUGUACACCAUCUACUGUCGGACGGGAGAGAGAGUGAUUAGAAAAGGAUAGCAAGGAGUGCGGUUUUACAUGAUCUUGCAAGGAUAGGUUUCAUUGGUGAGCUACAAACCUAAGAGUCGCAAAGCCCAGAUAAUGAUGGAUCAAGAAAAAGAAACGAUCCCGAAUUAUGAGGAUGAUACUCUAUUUAGUGCUUUCAGUUUCAAGGACCUGAAUCCAGGGGAUCAUUUCGGUGAUAUGUCGUUGUUAGAUAAUGGACAAGUGUCAUGCACAAUCAUAUGUAAGACCUUUUGCUAAUUCGUCUGUAUGGAUAAGCAAUAGUUUGUGAAGUUUAUAGGGAAAUCAGUGCCAGUGUUGUAGAAACUCAAAAUACUAGAAGAAUAAUCGAUUUUUAAUUCUUGGACCGACGGAGAGUUGAGAGCCUUAAGUUAUGAAUUCAAGAACAGAACAUAUCAUUAGGAAGAGUUCCUCUAUUAGGAAGGCUAAAGGAAUGUUCAAGUGUUCUUAAUAAUGGAUGGACAAGUUGAGAUGACAUCAACUCGAGACAAUCAGACAUAUCAUCUUAGCUCUUUGGAUGUGGGUGCACUCUUUGGUGAUGAUGCUGACUAUCAUACAUGCAAUGCCAAAUGUGUAUCAGCCAGAGCAGAAGUACUUGUGAUUGGAAGACAAGUGUUAAGUCGGAUGUUGGAUUGGCAUCCAGAGUCCAAAUAAUUGUAUAGACAAUAAUUAUAACAAAAAGCCAAUUGGAGGUAGGAUAGAUUGAAUAAUCUCAUUGAAUGUCAUGAGGAGAAGACGAAAUGCAAGAGAACUCAAUCCAUCAAAAUGCAGUUGUUGGAUUUAUUGAUUAAGCCUAAGUAUUAGAAGAUUCGUCUCUCUCCAUGUGUUAAGAGAGUCACUAAUAUUCAAGACACUAUGGAUUUUGAAGAGAAGAAACUUAAACAUAAAGAAAUCUUGGAAAAAUAGAAUUUAGUCGUUUCUUAACGCAAAAUAGAAUUCUUCAAAUUAGGUCUGACAUUCACUGAAAAGAGAAGGAAAAAGCAGAAGUAAUAAUAAGAAGAAAUGAAACUAAAGAAACAAUGUGAGAGUGUUAUUAUUUCUGAACCUCCCCUCGAGAAACUCAAUAGGGCUUCCAGUACAAUAAUGACUAAAACAUCGCAAACCACUUUUAAAUUAUCUCCUGCCAAGAAGCUUAGAAAAGUGUUCUCAAUUGAAGGAACAUCCAUUAAUAUUCAUUAUAAAUAAUGA
Molecule: messenger RNA, 1482 nt
Organism: Paramecium tetraurelia
Lineage: Eukaryota; Ciliophora; Oligohymenophorea; Peniculida; Parameciidae
Exons: 3
Source: RefSeq, a predicted model, not a curated record